Molecule: messenger RNA, 1791 nt
Organism: Cryphonectria parasitica EP155
Lineage: Eukaryota; Fungi; Ascomycota; Sordariomycetes; Diaporthales; Cryphonectriaceae
Product: FMN-linked oxidoreductase
Exons: 4
Coding region: 1-1791 (596 amino acids)
Biological process (GO): tRNA processing
Molecular function (GO): flavin adenine dinucleotide binding; tRNA dihydrouridine synthase activity
Source: RefSeq, a predicted model, not a curated record
AUGACUUCCGAGACAGUCAAUCCUCCGCCAGCGUCGGCCGCGGUGACGAGGCCGGCCAAGCUGCACGGGCGUGCCUUCUAUGAGAGUAUAGGAAGUCCCAAGUACAUUGUCGCGCCGAUGGUGGACCAGUCCGAGUUUGCCUGGCGAAUGCUCACGCGCUCCUUCAUGUCCGAGUCCGAACGCCCCAGCGUCCUUGCCUAUUCACCUAUGCUCCAUGCCCGCCUCUUUGCCGACAGCCAAAAGUACCGCGAUUCACACUUUCAGCCGACGAGGGCCUCGAUGCUGCCCACCACUCCCGACGACGACACACCCUACCUCGACGGCAACGCCGCCAUCGACAGACCGCUCUUUGUCCAGUUCUGCGCCAACAACCCCCAGGCCCUCCUCGAGGCCGCCAAGCUCGUGGCCCCCUACUGCGACGCCGUAGACCUCAACUUCGGCUGCCCCCAGGGCAUCGCGCGAAAGGGUCACUACGGCGCCUUCCUACAAGAAGACCAGGCCCUGGUCCACAGCCUCGUGCGCACCCUGCACGAGAACCUCCCGAUCCCCGUGACCGCCAAGAUCCGCAUCCUCGACACCAAGGAGGAGACCCUGGCGUACGCGCGCAACGUGCUGGCGGCGGGCGCCAGCAUCCUCACCGUGCACGGGCGGCGGCGCGAGCAAAAGGGCCACCUCACGGGCGUCGCCGACUGGGGGUACAUCCGGUACCUGCGCGACAACCUGCCGCCCGAGACGGUGCUGUUUGCCAACGGGAAUGUGCUGCAGCACGAGGACCUGCAGCGGUGUCUGGAUGCUACGGGCGCCGACGGCGUCAUGUCGGCCGAGGGGAACCUGUCGAACCCGGCGCUGUUUGCGGCGCCGCCGUCCCCUGCGGUUGUUGGGGAGGAGGGAGGAAGAGAGUACUGGCGAGGAAAAGACGGGCGGGGAGGAGGAGGCGGCGGGUGGCGUGUGGAUGCUGUUGUGAGGCGGUAUCUGGACAUCAUGCACCGCUACGUGGUGGGACAGGAACCUCCUGCCAGGAGGGCCCUGUUCGUGCCGGGGGAUGACGCGAGUUGGUUGGAGGAUGGUGGUGGUGGUGGUGGCGGCCGCAACAACGACAACAACACCAACAACAACAACAAGCCCAGUAGAUCCGCCAGGAUGACCUCGGCCACGGCCGGUCCCAACUUCGUCGCCAUGCAGGCCCACCUGUUCCACCUGCUGCGGCACUUGGUCACGAGACACACCGACGUGCGGGACGCGCUGGCCAGGUCCCGGCUGGGCGACAUUGCCGUGUACGAGCGGAUCCUGGACAUGGUGGAGCGCAAGGUCGCAGAGGGCUUGUUGGAGUAUGAGGCCACGGGCGGGAAGAGUGUGGAGGGGGAGGAUGACGGGAGGAACGGCGCGUAUGCGAAGGGGUCGAGGGGAGGCGGUGGUGAGAAGGAGGACGAGGGGGAGGAGGAGAUUGUGGACGAUCCCGACAGCUCGGUGGCGACGGUCAGGAGGUGCAAGAGGCCGUGGUGGGUGGUUCAGCCUAUCGUCCGCCCGCUGCCCAAGGAGGCCAUGGCCAAGGGGGCCAUCUCGCUGAGCAAGAAGGACAAGCAGAAGCUGGCCGAGGAAUCCCUUCUCAAGAAGGACGAGGUGGAAGAGAAGGAGGACAAGGCCACAGUCAGAGGCCCAGAAGAUGCUGCUGCUGCUGCUGCUGCCACGAAUGGGCAGGAAGCCAAUGGCGAUGGGACCAAGACGGGUCACGCUACCGAGAUGCUGGAGAAGACUACUAGAUUUCCAGAUAGCAAUCUGGUCUCAGGCUAA